This is a messenger RNA of Microbotryum saponariae, 1422 nucleotides long. The record is from the annotation of a GenBank genome assembly. NCBI's taxonomy places the organism in Eukaryota, Fungi, Basidiomycota, Microbotryomycetes, Microbotryales, Microbotryaceae.
AUGCCAUUCGGACAGGUCGUCAUCGGUCCACCAGGCUCAGGCAAGAGUACAUACUGCUAUGGGCUGUACCAGGUCAGUCGCUCUCGCCGUCUCACGCGUUCGGACCCAUUUACUCCUGAGGGUCGCAAAGCCCCCCCUCCACCCUCGGACUGACCCUCCUCGGCCCGUCGCUCAUUCCAUGCCUAGUUCCUCAACGCCUUGGAGCGACCGGUGAUCAUCGUCAAUCUGGAUCCGGCCGCUCCUGCACCACCCUAUCCGUCCUCGAUCUCGAUUACGUCACUCAUCUCACUCCAGGAUGCCAUGACCGCUCAUCACCUCGGUCCCAAUGGGGCGAUGCUCUACUGUCUCGAAUACCUCGAGGCCAACAUCGAUUGGCUCGAAGAAGAGCUCGACCGCGUGUUGGCAGAGAAGGGCUACGACGGCGAUCGGAGGGAGCAGGCGUUUGUCGUGUUCGACACACCGGGCCAGGUGGAGCUCAGCACCGACCACGGUAGUCUCAAGAGGAUAGUCGAGAGGUUAGGCAAGAAAGGUGGCUGGAGGGUGAGUCACUAACGCCUUUGCGGGAGAACUCGAUGUGGGACGAUGUUCACACCAAUCCAAUCGGAUCUCACAGCUCGCAGCGGUGCACUUGCUCGACGCGCACCACAUCCUCGACGCCGGGAAAUACGUUGCUCUGCUACUGCUGUCGUUGCGCACUAUGCUUCAGAUGGAGCUACCUCAUAUCAACGUACUGUCCAAGAUCGAUCUGCUGUCCACAGCUGGCGAGCUACGUGAGUCUCAUACCCUCAGCGCGCACGUUAGUCGUCGCACAUGCAAACUGAUCGGGAUACGCUUGUGCAGCUUUCAAUCUCGACUUUUAUACCGAGGUCAAGGAUCUCCAGUACCUGCUACCUCUGCUGGAGAAAGACCAGAGAAUACGGCGGUUCUCGGAGCUCAAUAGGGUUAUUUGCGAGUUGAUUGACGAGUUUGGCCUCGUGAGCUUUGAAACGCUCUGCGUCGAGGUAGGUCCCGGACUCGAUUUCCCAUGUGGUGACUUGCCUGGUGAUAAGUCUAACCACCCUGCAUCGUCUCUAUCAAUAUCACCUUAUUCUUCCUUGGUAGGACAAGGAAUCGAUGCUGCGGCUUGUGCAAGUGGUCGACCAAGCUGUAGGCUAUGUCGCACCGACGCCGUUGACCGACAGUGACAUGGCCGAAUCUCCGGCACAAGCCCAUGCACACCAUCAUUCGCACCAAUCUGAGCUUCCUUCUAUGGUCGACCCCUUGUCGCAGCUCUACUAUUCUUCGACCGUUCAGGAAAAAUGGAUCGACCACCGCGACGAGUACGAGACCCACGAGAAGAAGAUGUGGGAGCAGGAGGGCGACCGAGCAAUCGAGGUGGCGAACGAGCAAAGUCGAAGAGCCGCAAGUGCAGCAGACUCAUGA